Molecule: messenger RNA, 4247 nt
Organism: Erinaceus europaeus (western European hedgehog)
Lineage: Eukaryota; Metazoa; Chordata; Mammalia; Eulipotyphla; Erinaceidae
Gene: ZKSCAN1
Product: zinc finger with KRAB and SCAN domains 1
Exons: 10
Coding region: 208-3828 (1206 amino acids)
Biological process (GO): regulation of transcription by RNA polymerase II
Molecular function (GO): RNA polymerase II cis-regulatory region sequence-specific DNA binding; DNA-binding transcription factor activity, RNA polymerase II-specific
Source: RefSeq, a predicted model, not a curated record
UGUGACUCAUUGUGUCUGUGUCGAGGAGCCUGGAGGGCCUAGGUCUGUGCUCGGCGCCCGUCGGCCAGAGGGAGUCCCAGAGUUAGCUCCCGGUUCUCGCCAAGCGCCCCCAGGCCGCUCCUGGGGCUCACGGAGUGGGCUGAGCCCCCUCGGUACUGACAGGAGAGCACAGCCCCCAUUUGGAUCAAGUUUUCUGCCCACACUUGAAUGAUGACUGCCGAGUCUCGGGAAGCCACGGACCUGUCCCCCCAGGCUGCACAAGAGAAGGAUGGAAUUGUGAUUGUGAAGGUGGAGGAAGAAGAUGAGGAAGACCAUAUGUGGGGACAGGACACCAGCCUGCAGGAGACUCCUCCCCCUGACCCAGAGAUAUUCCGCCAGCGCUUCCGGCACUUCUGUUAUCAGAACACGUUUGGGCCCCGAGAAGCUCUGAGUCGACUCAAGGAGCUUUGUCACCAGUGGCUGCGGCCGGAGGUUAACAGCAAGGAGCAGAUCCUGGAGCUGCUGGUGCUGGAGCAGUUCCUGAGCAUCCUGCCCAAGGAGCUGCAGGUGUGGCUGCAGGAGUACCGGCCCGACAGUGGGGAGGAGGCCGUGACCCUGCUGGAAGAUUUGGAGCUUGACUUAUCAGGCCAGCAAGUCCCAGGUCAGGUUCAUGGGCCUGAGAUGCUCGCAAGAGGGAUGGUGCCUCUGGAUCCAGUGCAGGAGUCCUCAAGCUUUGACCUUCACCAUGAGGCCAUGCCCUCCCACUUCAAGCACUCAUCUCGGAAAGCCCGGCACUUACAGUCACGUGCUCUCCCUGCCACCCACGUUCCUGCCCUUCAUCAGGAAGGGGGUCCCAGAAGCCAGGCGAUGGCCCCUGCACUAUUUGCAGCAGAUUCUCAGGCGAUGGUGAAGAUUGAAGACAUGGCUGUGUCCCUCAUCCUGGAGGAGUGGGGCUGCCAGAACCUGGCUCGACGGAAUCUCGGUAGAGACGGCAGGCAAGAGAAUUAUGGGAACGUUCUUUCCCAGGGUUGUGAAAAUAGGAAUGAGAAUGAGGAGUCAACCUCAAAGGCUGAAGCUGCGGAAGACUCAGCCUCACGUGGGGAGACAAGAAGCCGAUUCCAGAAAGAGUUUGGAGAGAAACGUGAGCAGCAAGGCAGAAUAGUAGAAAGGCAGCAGCCAAGAAACCCUGAGGAGAAAACUGGAAAAGAAAAGAAAGAUGCAGGGCUAGCUGCAGUCAAGGAAAAAAAACCCACUCCUGGAGAGAGAGGUCCAAGGGAGAAGGGGAAGGGGCUGGGAAGAAGCUUCAGCCUGAGUUCAAACUUUAACAACCCGGAAGAAGUCCCGACAGGAGCAAAGUCUCACAGGUGUGAUGAAUGUGGUAAGUGCUUCACCAGGAGCUCCAGCCUUAUCCGCCAUAAAAUCAUUCACACUGGAGAGAAACCCUACGAAUGUAGUGAGUGUGGGAAGGCCUUCAGUCUUAACUCUAACCUAGUCCUACACCAGAGAAUCCACACAGGAGAGAAGCCUCAUGAAUGUAACGAGUGCGGCAAGGCCUUCAGUCACAGCUCCAACCUCAUCCUGCACCAGCGCAUCCACUCUGGAGAGAAACCUUACGAAUGUAACGAGUGCGGGAAGGCCUUCAGCCAGAGCUCAGAUCUCACCAAACAUCAGAGAAUCCACACGGGGGAAAAGCCCUAUGAAUGUAGCGAGUGUGGGAAAGCUUUCAACCGAAACUCGUAUCUUAUUCUGCACCGGAGAAUCCAUACCCGAGAAAAACCCUACAAGUGCACAAAGUGCGGCAAGGCCUUCACUCGGAGCUCCACCCUCACUCUGCACCACAGAAUCCACACCCGAGAGCGAGCCUCUGAGUACAGCCCAGCCUCCCUCGACGCCUUUGGAGCAUUCCUGAAGAGCUACAACCACGGCCUGCCUGCCCGCACUGUGACCUCCUACUCCGAGCGCCGAGACCUCCUGAUUCCUAGAAAGGCCGCGGUGGUCCCCCCCACUCGCAGGCAGGCCUCUGACGCACUUCCGGCCGCGCCGACCAGUCCCGAGCGUCGCAGUGUCGCAGCUCCCCGAGCGGCUCUGCUUCCCGGUGAGUUUCCCGCUCCUCUAUUCAUGUCGCGGGUGGGAGAGGGAGACUUAGACCCAAAGGGCUCGAGACGAGUGGAGGGCGAGGCGGCAAGAGGCUCGAGGGAAUCCCCAAACCGGCGCUGGGAGGGCUUAGGGAGGGGCUACCCGACCCUGCCCAGCUCCGGCCGGUGGAGGCGCUGGCUCGCCGGCCGCCGCCGCCGCCUCCCCCGGGGCUCCGCCAGUGCAACCGCCGUGGUGGCGUUCCACUGCCGUUUCCUGGACCUUCCCGGCGUCCAGCGAAACCCAAACACCGCUACACAGAGCCCUGCCUGGAGCCAGGCUGUUUCUGGGGGCUGUGCGAUGACCAAGGUGCUGAGCAUGACCACCACAGUUGGCCUUCAGCAUCCACAGGAGCCAGAGCCGGGGAUCCUGAAAGUCAAGGAGGAGAAAGGGAACUGCUGUCCCAACCUUGAGAUUUUCCGCCAGCGCUUCAGGCAGUUUGGGUACCAUGACACUCCUGGGCCCCGGGAGGCCCUCAGCCAACUCCGGGUGCUCUGCUGUGAGUGGCUGCGGCCUGAGCUGCACACCAAGGAGCAGAUCCUGGAGCUGCUGGUGCUGGAGCAGUUCCUGAGCAUCCUGCCCCGUGAAUUGCAGGCGUGGGUGCAGGAGCACUGCCCCGAGAGUGCCGAAGAGGCCGUUAGGCUCCUGGAAGAUCUGGAGCAAGAACUGGAUGAGCCAGGACCACAGGUCUCCCCUCCAAGUAAACCAAAACCAAUGUGGGAGGAGAUGUCAUCUUCAGUAGCAGCAAAGGAAUUCUCAGGCGACACACAGCCAGAGUCUGUGGACGCCAGCCACAACUAUGAACCUUGGGGGCCCCUGUACAUCCAGGAAACUGGUGAAGAACAAGAUUUCACUUCAGAACUGAGAAAAAUUCAAGUUUGUAAAUUGAGCCCCCAGAAUGAGGAAUCACCGGACAAGCUGGAAAGUUGUGAAGAUUCUAGUACAGAAGGUUUCCAGAGAGAUAUUAUUUCUAUGGUUAUUGACAGUAAGUGUGAAGCCAGGCUCGAACGGCAGUGGGUAAAUCUUGGAAAGGAAAGAGGCACAAAAACCCCUUUGCAAAACACAGGUUCCAAGAGAGGUAAACAAUUCAUUUCCACUAAACCUGCCCCAGGAGAGAAACGUUACAUCUGUGCUGAGUGUGGAAAAGCCUUUAGUAAUAGCUCGAACCUUACCAAACAUCGGCGAACACACACUGGGGAGAAACCUUACGUGUGCACCAAAUGUGGGAAAGCAUUCAGCCACAGCUCUAACCUUACCCUCCACUACAGAACACACUUGGUGGACCGACCCUAUGACUGUAAGUGUGGGAAAGCCUUUGGUCAGAGCUCAGACCUCCUUAAACAUCAGCGAAUGCACACCGAAGAGGCACCCUAUCAGUGUAAAGAUUGUGGUAAAGCAUUCAGUGGGAAAGGCAGCCUCAUCCGACACUAUCGAAUCCACACGGGGGAGAAGCCCUAUCAGUGUAACGAAUGCGGGAAAAGUUUUAGUCAGCAUGCAGGUCUUAGUUCUCAUCAGAGACUCCACACUGGAGAGAAGCCUUACAAAUGUAAGGAGUGUGGGAAAGCCUUCAAUCACAGCUCCAAUUUUAAUAAACAUCACAGAAUCCAUACUGGGGAGAAGCCCUACUGGUGCAGUCAUUGCGGGAAAACAUUCUGUAGUAAGUCAAAUCUUUCCAAGCAUCAAAGAGUCCACACUGGAGAGGGGGAAGUGCUGUAAUUGCCCAGUGUCCUCUGUUGGUGGAUCUAGGUUCUGGAAACAUUAGAAUGUGAAUGUUAGGAAGAAGCCCGGUAAUGACAGUGUAAACUCCAGUGGUAGAUUUUGUUGUACUCAACAUCAAGGGGUGUCUGAGAAUUGAGAGAAAACUCAAGCAGUGACAGCCACCAUAGAAAGAAAGUCAUGGGGGCAGGGGUCUGGUGCAUUUCUUGUCAGCUGGCUGGGCCAGGGUCUUCUCACAGUUGCAUUCUGUAAACCAUGCCAGAAUUGCCUUUUGUAUAGCUAAACUGAUGUGUAGCCAGUGUAAUUAAGAAACAUGACAUGUAUUCAGAAACAGUGGUGUGUAAAGAAUUGAGCCACAUGGAAUGCAGUUUAAUCUGACUCAAUAAACUUGAAAUGCUUUAGGACUAUUGCUACAAAAA